CGCAGAAGAAGCAGGCAGCAAGCAAAGCAAAGAUCGGUUAGCUAUCAGCUGUGCUAGCUGUGAGCACCUAGCCAUGGACAUGGGAGGGCACGACAUGGGCGGGAUGUCCCCGCCGGCGGGGGCGGCCGGCGCCGGCGCGGCCAUGAAGUCGAUGAGGUACACGCACAUGACCUUCUUCUGGGGCAAGAACUCGGAGGUGCUCUUCACCAUGUGGCCCGGCACGAGGGGCGGCAUGUACGCGCUGGCGCUCGUCUUCGUCUUCGCGCUCGCCGUCAUCGUCGAGCUCCUCGGCAGCCGCAGGGCGGACGCCUGCCUCGCCGCGCUCGCCAGGCGCGCCCCCGCGGCGGCCGCGGCCGCGCGCACGGCCGUGCACACGGUGCGCGUCGGCGUGGCCUACCUGCUCAUGCUCGCGCUCAUGUCGUUCAACGGCGGGGUGUUCCUCGUGGCCGUCGCCGGCCACGCCGCGGGGUUCCUCGCGUUCAGGGCCGGCCUGUGCGGCGGCCCCGCGCAGGUGGAGGAGGACCGCAAGAACGACCCGGCGUGCUGCUAGCCGCCGCCUCGUCGUCGGUACGUGUUGCGUUCAUGUGUAUCGUGGACGGUCCAUUCGGUUGGGUGUACGUACGUUCGUUGAUGCUAGCUUGUGUAUAUUGU
Messenger RNA from Oryza brachyantha (malo sina), 651 nucleotides. RefSeq names its product copper transporter 1. Gene Ontology annotation, cellular component: plasma membrane. Gene Ontology annotation, biological process: intracellular copper ion homeostasis; copper ion transmembrane transport. The record is from RefSeq and is a predicted model, not a curated record. Gene Ontology annotation, molecular function: copper ion transmembrane transporter activity. The coding region runs from base 74 to 550 and encodes 158 amino acids. The transcript has a single exon. Lineage: Eukaryota; Viridiplantae; Streptophyta; Magnoliopsida; Poales; Poaceae.